This is a messenger RNA of Plutella xylostella (diamondback moth), 2248 nucleotides long. Its product is annotated as pentatricopeptide repeat-containing protein 1, mitochondrial. Gene Ontology annotation, molecular function: protein binding; mRNA binding. The record is from RefSeq and is a predicted model, not a curated record. Lineage: Eukaryota; Metazoa; Arthropoda; Insecta; Lepidoptera; Plutellidae.
AUUUAGUGUCAAAAUCAGCUGUUUAGAUGACAAGUGACGUUAGGCGUGCGUGAACGCGAAUUUGAGGUUAAUUUAAUUUGUUUGUUUACGACUUUACAAGUCCUUUUAAUUAUUUGCCGUCGAAUUAUGACUUAAAAUGGCAUUUCGUGGUCUUCAAAUACUUAAAAUAUUGCGGAACACAAGUCUUAAAUGUUCCAAUAUAAGGACAACAUCAAGCAUCACAUUGCCUGAUAAAAAUAUUCAAAACAAUAAAACAAAGUUCAAAACCGAAGCCAAUUUAACAUUCUUGGAAGACCCCGACACUUUUGGUACGUUAUCUCAUAAGCUUAUUAACAGAGAACUCCCAGAAGACGAUGAUGAUGUUACAGAAGAAAAAUAUACACAAAACAUCCCCCUUCCGUCUCAGAAACUCACUACCAGACAAUAUGCUGAUCUGAUCAAACAAUACUUAAAACAUAAACGUUUAAAGGAAGCUAUCAAUGUGCUAGAGGUAAGAAUGAUUCAAGAUGAUAGAGUUAAACCAGAAAACUACAUUUUCAACAUACUUAUUGGAGCAUGUGCUGAUGUGGGAUACACAAAAAAAGCUUUCAAAUUAUUUAAUGAUAUGAAGAGACGCGGAUUAAAGCCCACAGGCGACACCUACACCUGCCUGUUCACAGCUUGCGCUAACAGUCCCUGGCCAGUGGAUGGGUUAAAGAAUGCUAAGCAUUUGAGACAACUUAUGUUUGAGAAAGGCAUUGAACCAAAUUUAACUAAUUACAAUGCCAUGAUAAAGGCAUUUGGCCGUUGUGGGGACCUGCCCACUGCAUUUCAAAUAGUUGAUGAAAUGAAAUCAAAGAACAUAAGUCUCAGAGUCCACACACUGAACCAUCUUCUUGCUGCUUGUAUCUCUGAUAAAAACAAUGGGUUGAGGCAUGCUUUAAUUGUUUGGAGAAAAUUACUGCAAUUACGAGAAAAACCUAAUAUUUAUUCAUUUAAUUUAAUGCUCAGAUGUGUUAAUGAUUGUAAUUUAGGUACACUAGAGGAUAUCCAAGAAUUAAUAGAUGUUGUGCAGAAAACAAUAAUGAUUGCCCCUCAAAAGCCCAAAAUUAUGUUGAAGGGAAGUAAAUCUCCAGCACUAGCUGCUCCAGGUAGCAGUUCCGAUGCUCCUGCCCAGAACAAUGCCAUCAAAGAAUCACAACAUACUAGAAAAACACAAAAUGAUGAUGAUAAUGUACUAAAACAGGAAAGCACAGACAUAGUUACAGCAGAAGAUAGUGUCAAGAUUGAACUAGUAAACUGUUCAAAUCAAUUAGUAACUACAGAGCAAGAGAGAAGUGUACCCAACUUGUUGUCUAAAUGCCCUAACAUGGGUGAGGUAUUAUCAUUACAACAAGUCAGUACAGUACAAGACAAAUUUGCAAUCAUUGGUGGACAGGAUGACUUCUUAAAAGAGUUGGCGGUAUACUCAGUUAAACCAGAUAUUAAAACAUUUACACAAAUGUUAAUGGUAUUGGAUGACAAUAAAGCUGCAGAGCUAAAGCUUCUGGAGCAAAUGAAAUCCGCAAAUGUAAGAGCCGAUAUAGAUUUCUAUAACAUGCUGAUCAAGAAGAGGUGCAUGAGGUCUGAUUAUGAAGAUGCAAAAGAAGUCAAAGAAAUAAUUAAAAAAGAAAAUGAAUUUCGAAAGGCGCGAUACUCAAUGAAGAAGAAGUACAGACUCCAGCUCAACGUCAUGUCAUAUGGGGUGCUGGCCAUGACCUGCAAAACCAAGGAAGAUGCAGAGGCCCUGCUGCAUGAGAUGGAGGAAAAACAACUGAAGGUGAACAUUGCAAUAUUGGGUGCUCUACUACGGCAAGGGAUUGCUCACAAUCAGUUUGGAUACGUCAUCUACAUCAUGAACAUUGUAAAACAUGAAAAGAUCAGAGUGAGUGAAGUAUUCGUCAAGCAUUUAGAAGCCUUCGCUGAUAAGUGUGUAAAAGAAAUUCAAAUGCAUGAAAAAGGUGAGCAUAUCAAGCCAGAGAAGUUCAUGGCACGCUGCAAGACUUUCCUGAAAGUGUACCGCGAGUGGCUGAAGGAAGUAGAUGCUGAAGGCUCCUUGCAGGCGGAACAUCCCUGGAGACAGUUCUCUGAGGAGCAGCCGGCCACACUGCAGCGGCAAAACAUCACUAUUGAAGAACCUAAACGAUUCUUUAGAAAGAAACGACGAUUUGUACCGCCGUAUACGCCAAGAUGAUUGUUUAGUUGGAAUAAAGUUUUAUAGAUGACCUAC